This is a messenger RNA of Zeugodacus cucurbitae (melon fly), 1160 nucleotides long. Its product is annotated as protein late bloomer. The transcript is spliced from 5 exons. Gene Ontology annotation, cellular component: membrane. NCBI's taxonomy places the organism in Eukaryota, Metazoa, Arthropoda, Insecta, Diptera, Tephritidae. Bases 422 to 1111 code for a protein of 229 amino acids. The record is from RefSeq and is a predicted model, not a curated record.
CCGCCAAAACAGAGCAGAGCAGAUCAUCAGGGCCACUUUGUCGUUUUCUAGCUGCUUAUUGUCAGUUUCAGUUUAAAAAGCUACGUGAACGUGCUAUGAAAGUGGCCGCGAGUGCGCCGGUGACGAUUGAUCUUUAGUAGUCUAUGAGCAGCAGUGUCUGGUGAAUUUGCUAGCGUAAAGGAAUUUCGUUUAGAACCGAUUGUGUAAUUGUUUUCUGUUAUUUUUAACCGUUGUUGCGUACAUACAAACAUAUUUACGAGUAUUUGUUAGUAGUUACUAAGUGAAUGUGGAUAACAGUAUUAUUUUGACAGCAAUAAGUGAUUAGUUAAUUAAAUUAAAAUAAUAUACAUUAUAUACACAAUUCUACAAGAAGCUUUUCAAAGCUUGAAGGAUAAAGACAACAGCUGUUCAUCUUAUAAAAAUGUUUCGCUGCACCAGGAAGCGCCUGAAAGUCACGUUAUUCGUAUUCAAUGCGAUUUGUGCUAUCAUGGGUGUAAUUCUAAUGUGGUUUGGAGCUUGGCUACAUAGUAAUAUAGGAGAAAUUGAUGUGGAUAACAGUGAAACUCUGGUCGCUACUAUAAUUGUAUUACUCGGCGCUGUAUUACUGGUGAUGGCGGUCUUUGGCUGUGCUGCAACUUAUAUGGAGUCCAAAAGCAUGUUGAUAAGUUAUGCUGUGAUUUUAGUCAUUUUGCUGGUCAUACAAAUAUUCCUUGUGAGCAUCAGCUACACGGCAGCUAGCGGCAGUCUCUCAAGCGGUCUACAACGGGGCUUCGAUGAACUUUGGGAUAAACGAAAUGCAAAUACAAAUACCACAUUGUCUUUCUAUGAAGAGUGGCUCCAUUGUUGCGGCAAAAGCAGCGCCAAUGACUAUUUUCUCAUGGACAAAGUUCCGCCGCCCAGCUGUUGCCGCUACCAGGACUGUACGAGCGUGCUAAAUCUCUAUGUGGAUGGUUGUGAGAAGAAAUUCGGCGAAUAUGUGAGUGAGAAGACAAGCAGCUUCAACCUCAUCAGCUGGUGUUUGAUUAUGAUGGAGUUCAUUGGCUCCGUGAUUGCUUGCAUUUUGCUCGAUAGCAUCAGAAAUUAUCGCGAUCGCAUACGGUUCUACAACUGAGUUGUGCUGAAAGUUGGUGAAAAUGCAAAUACCUCGUUCCUUUGCACUG